This is a messenger RNA of Schistosoma rodhaini, 885 nucleotides long. Lineage: Eukaryota; Metazoa; Platyhelminthes; Trematoda; Strigeidida; Schistosomatidae. The record is from the annotation of a GenBank genome assembly.
AUGGUUGAUUCAAAUCAGUCGAAUACUAAUCAAACUACUCAAAAACAACUGUUUACUGUUAAAAAAUGGCGCUUUUCUAAACGGAAAACACUUCGUAAAGCUGGUGAAUGGGCAGUUGUUACUGGUGCAUCAUCAGGUAUUGGUGAAGCGUAUGCAGAUGAACUGGCCAAAGAGGGUCUCAACAUCAUGCUUAUCAGUAAUGAUGAAGAACAACUGUCCUGCGUUGCCAAUGGAAUCGCAACUACAUACAAUGUUCAAACACUAAUUGUGGUUGCAGAGUUUACUAAACAUGAUGUUUAUGAAAUAAUAAGACCCGCUGUUGACCAAUUAUCCACAAUCGCUUGUUUAGUUAACAAUGUUGGUAUGGGAUUACCCGUUACGUUGUUUAGUGGAGAAGUUAAUUCGCCGAAUGAAGAAUCAAUUAGAAAUAUCAUUCAUUGUAACAUUUUGUCUGCAGUAACAAUGACAAGUAUAAUUCUUCCGAAAAUGUUAAUACAGAAGGGACCUAAUCCUGGUAUCAUAAACAUUGCAUCUUAUUCAGGUUUAAGAGUGUUUCCUUAUGCUUCAUUGUACGCUACAACCAAAGCAGCUAACAUUCAAUUUUCGAGAUGUGUGGCUGCAGAGAAGUAUAAAAACAAUGUUAUUAUACAAGCGAUAUGUCCAUUAUAUGUGUCGACAAAUUUGACCAAUCUAAUGAAAACCACAUUUUUCAUACCAACUGCCAAAGUGUAUGCUAAAAGUGCAUUAGAUAUGUUUGGUGUUGAACAACAAACUUCUGGUUAUUCUCGGCAUGAGUUAAAAGCAUAUCAUCACAGUUUGUUGCCAACAUCAGAUUUUAAAAGAAUUAUAAGAUCAGUAGCUAAAUCAACACUGAAGAAGUCUUAG